This is a messenger RNA of Athalia rosae (coleseed sawfly), 1697 nucleotides long. RefSeq lists its product as uncharacterized. Bases 127 to 843 code for a protein of 238 amino acids. The record is from RefSeq and is a predicted model, not a curated record. NCBI's taxonomy places the organism in Eukaryota, Metazoa, Arthropoda, Insecta, Hymenoptera, Athaliidae. The transcript has 6 exons.
UCGUACGGACAUUGGCGAACCAGUGGUUUAUAUCAGUAUUAGGAUAGUGACGCUCAAUCUUAGAUAGAACAAUGGAAGUUGGUGUACCUCCUUAGAUAGACAGACUCUGACUUUAUUUAUAAAAUCAUGUGGCUCAGAAUUCAAUCGGUUUUUAUACUGUGCAUUAUUGUGAAUCACCAAAUUGUAGCAGAUUUGUUUUAUUACGCACCGCGGAUAGAGUUGGCGGAAUCGAGAUUCGAUCAGAACUUGUCACAUUAUGAGCUUGCAAAUUGUUCCCAAUACAGCAUUGCCUAUGGAUCGACGUGUAGUUGCCACAAUUGCGAGGGAAACGAACGUUGUAGAAUUUGUUGUGACUCGCCGGGAUUUACAUGUUGCUAUUGCGACAAGUGUUCCACAACGUGUUGGAACAACGAAUGGCGAUUGGUAUCGUUCGCACAAGUCGGAUUUUCAACCGCAUUGUUGGUCGCUAUAGUCGUAACGAUUGCGUUAUUUUUAAGAAUCUGCAGCAGUUCAAGUGGAUUGCGGUUUUGGCGCUCACAAAAUAGCGCGGAUCCUCUGAUAAGGAAUUCAGUGAGCAGAAUCAGCGUGUCUUCGAUCCAGCAAUACAUAAUCGACAGACUUCAAGAUAGGCCGCCGCGAUACGGUGACUUAUCGGACGCACCACCGGAGUACGACACGGACCCGCGGUCCAACAGGAUGGCUACUACAGAAGCUCCUCCCAAAUACACUAGACGACCGGGACAAGCGGAACGCACGCAAAUUUCAACCCUCAAUUCGGAUGUUCCAACGCAAUUGGAUGCGACCGUCACAACCCUGUCGGUAACCCCGGUUCAUCACAUGUAACAAUUAGCAAAUGGUUUACAUGGAAUCGAGCAAUAGACUGUUUUUACGGUACAGUAAUGAAUUUAUGACAAUAAGUGUUACGCGGCAAGGUAUUCGCCUUGUCCCGUUUCUCCGUUGACGCCAGAUAUAUUUAAGAUAUCUACUUUGAUAAUCGGAAAACUAGAAAUUAUGCGUAGGUAUUCUUAAUAUGAAGUUAACUGAGAAUGAUUGGAAUUAGUACGUAAGAAAUAUUACUUGUAACGUAAAUUCUCAAUGUCCAUAAUUGAAAAGCGGAAUUUCAUAUUGUAUAAAAGUUGUGAGGCUGUUGGAUAUAUAUGCGAUUGUUGGAGAUUGCCGAUAAACGCUAAUGUAGGCUCAUAAAUAAAAAAUCAGCAAUGUCACCAGCGAUGUUACGCGUUCUUCGCAAUAAAAACCGAUAAUAAUGAUAAAAAUAUUGGGAAUAAUGAUGGGAAUAAUCAUAAAAAUCAUAAUGGGGAGACAAAUUAUAGUAAUAACAACAACAAUUGGGUAGCGGAAAUUAUUCAAAGCUCUCAAAAUUAUAUAAUGAAAAUGUAGUUUAUUUGAUGUGGUGCAAUGACUUAAAAUAAAUUGAAAAAUGAACGUUUGUAUGAGCUGGGAUUGAUGGUCAGCAAUGCGCACGAAAAACUGCUGCUAGACUACGGCCUCUCGUAACGAAAAUUUUCAAUUUUAAAUGCAGCAUAUAAUGGAAAUAUAGCGGUAGGCGAUUGUGUAGCAGUAGUUAGUGACCCGUUUAUGCUGAUUUUGAUGAUGAGGUAACACUUGUCUUACUUGUACUUAUUUUAUCAAAUUAUCCAGUCAUACACUCAUAUAUUCUUGCUGAAAAUUGUUUGCCA